UCUCUAGUUAUAAACUUCGUUCAGUAUAGAAUGACUAUACAAUACAUUAAAACAUGUGUGAUUAAAAUGUCGUCUGCAUCAGACAGAGAAUAUAUUUUGUCAUGGAAAGGGGAUGUACGAUGAAUUACGGAAACAUGUGUUGAUGGAGGGAAAUUGAUUGAGUGCUUAGUUGUCGAAGCAAAUCUAACAGGAGCCCUGUUAAUCUAAUUGGAGUACGGGAUGUCGAUAACUUGAAAUAGCGGAGGUUCAAAAUAAAGCUGUUGGAUUUAUUGAUAUAAUCGUGCACAACUUUACCAUAUAGAGUUCAUCUAGAAGAAACUAAUCUUGUAUUUGUAAAGAGGAUAAAAAUUAGAUAUUGGAGAAAUUAAACUCUCCAGUAGCCGUGUAACGAGACAACGAAUUGUAGGGAAUGUGCGUGUUUUAUUGUGAGAAUGGGAAAACACUUGAAGUUGAUUGAAAUGAUUUGAAACAAAAGUGCUAUUGAAAGAUAAAUCAUGGUAUGGUGGAGUAUUCCCUGAUUCAUUUCGCCUCUGUUCAGUUUCAUUUUCGCUCGCAGUGAAUACGGAUCGUUAAGUAUGACUUUUAUUUAUUUGUGCGGAAUACGUGCUGACAACAUAUUUUAUUAAAUGGAAUAUCUGUUGCAAUAACUAGUCAAUGUGUAAGGAUAUAAUUUUCAAACGUUUAAUGUUGUUUAUAAAUAUUGAAAGGUACUUUGAAUUGAAAAACUCGGUACGUUGGUUUCUAUCUGGAACAUCGUGUGAAAUUUAGUGAAUUGAGUUGGAUAGUAUUAAUAAAGUAAAAUGUAUAAACGAAAUAAUUUCUCGAAUAUAUCAGUUUGAAACUAUAAUCCAAAUUGUUAUUUCACUACAUAUUCUAAACGGCUUACAUUGUAAAUGUAAGGAAAUAGAUACCAGUUUGGAAUUAAAAUCUAAUAUGUUUGGUUUUGAUUGAAGUCUAAAGAUUGUUAAAUAGCGAGUAUACCUUAGAUGGUAUCUGUAUUUGAUAAACAAUGUCUGGAUUAUCUGGCAUUGGAGUAUUUUGGGCGUUUUCGUCCUUUAUUUCUUCUGUCAUUUCGUGUGUUGGCUACUUUAUGCCUUACUGGAUAACGGGACAGAUGUUUAUUCAAAUCAAUGGAAAGUCGGGUCAAACUGUUCCGGUACAUUUUGGAAUAUUCCGUCGGUGUAACUAUCCGGCGAUAAAUACCGACGGUGAGCUAUCGAUGGUACUGGAAUGUGGCCGGUACACGACAUUUACGGACAUUCCGAGCACAUCAUGGCAGAUCGCCACUCUUGUGAUUGGAGUUGCUUGUGGGAUUUGCCUUCUUGUUUCAUUGACGGCCAUGUUUGGUAUAUGUGUGAAGGGCGUUAUCAUCCCGACCGUGGCGCGGUCGGCGGGAGUCCUUCAAAUGUGUUCAGGUUUAUUAAUGGCUGCCGGUGUGGGCAUCUAUCCAAAUGGUUGGGAUAGCCCCGAGGUGCAGCAAGCCUGUGGAAAUACUUCGAAGUCGUAUAUUCUAGGUGAUUGUUCAUUAUCUUGGUGUUUCUACAUGACCUCUGUUGGGAUAGGAGUUACCCUGAUGUGCUCAGUUCUCGCUUUCCAUGCCCCUAAACAGAAACAGAUCGUCAAUGGAUAUGCACUAUAGCUUUUAAUUUGGCUAUUGAAGCGACGCAGCUUGACCGAUCGUCAUAACUGAUCUCAAUUUUAUAUUUAAAGUAUAUGUUUCUAGUGAAACUGGAAUAUAUUUGAUGAAGAAACUCCCUGUUGAAGUGUCCGCGGAGGUAAUGUACGCAGUUUUAGCAAAAUGUGUUACAGAUGCUGGCAAGUUGACUGUUCCUUAUGAACAUUACAUUACUUCACAUAAGAGAAGAUAGAAAGUGCAAUAUUUCUCCGUAAGAGAAAAUGAAAUUUUGGCUUGCCAUAAUAGACUAUGGUCUUCAGAAGCCAGACAAUAAUUAUUGUGCAACUUGUGAAUUAUUAUCUGUGAUGUCGUAUAAUGUAUUGAUACAUACUUCACGUACUCUGACAGAACAUAAAUUCAUCAGCUUGAAUCUUCAUAGCUAUAAGGCAUAUUUCGUCUGAGAUAUUAUGUAAUGAUCGCUCAAUGUAAUUUGGAAUAACUUUCCAAGAUUCCGAUGUUCAGAUAUUAUCUUUAUGUUUACACCAUUUCAAUAAGAAAUCUAUUGUCAAACAUUACAUGCAGAUAACGCUAUAACGGCAUUAUAGGCCAAUCUUAUGAAUUACAUUAUUUGUAGUAACAGACUAUGUUUAUAACGUUCAAAAUGAAUGAUGUACCACCAGAAAGUAAGUUCUUUUUUAAAAAUAGCAUAUGAGACAUGUUUUAUAGGAGACGAUAGCUCUGGCAUAGUAACUGACAAAAAGAAACUGAAUUUCGAGAAAAGUGUUAGGUUAAUGGGUUACCUCUUACAGGCAAGAACAUUGUCCGUCGGAGUAAUACCGGUAUGACCAAAAGUUAUUCUGUGGCUAGAAUUAUUGUAUUAACUUACAAGGACAAUUAUAUUUUUAUAUAGUUAAACACCCUAGGUGUGCGAGAGGCACAUUUCUUAUUUGAAAUUACGAACAAUUACUAUAUAAAGUUGAUGUUAAUAGUAUGUGUAUUUACAGUUCGCCCAAGUUGCUCUGCCAUUUCGUUCAAAUCUGGCCAUUUUAUUUCACAUACAGUUGCCACAUCAUCUGUAUGUAUUAAAUUUAAUGGCGAACUGUAAGACGGUGUUAUGUUCAGUGUUGAGUACGCUCGCUCGAAAUUAAUAUCUUAAAACUGCUGUAUUCAACUUAUAACCUAUACUAGCAGUACUAUGUAUUAGGGAUCAAAUAGGUAUACUUUUAGAUAUGUAUAGCUAAGCACAGUAUAAAUGUAUACUACUAUCUAAAUAAUGUAAAUUUCAACAAACAAUUAAAUUGUUAUUGUUAUUUAAUUAUAAAUGUGGCUCUACCUGUACAGUUGAUGUAUAUAUUUAAUAAACUUAAAUACAUUUUGAGGGCGUUUUGUACAUAUGAAGUAAAUAUCCAAAAGGUAUUAUAUUUUAGUCGCACACGGUCAUUAGAUAUCUUUAAAAUUCAAAUGCAGUGUAAAAUUAAGGAACAGAAAUGAAUAGAAUCUUCUUGUACAUUUAUGAGAUUUAGUUCUCGUUCAGUAUCUUGUAGAAGACUUAUGGUAAAGUGUAUUUGGUUUUCUUUGCUAUGAACAGUUAUUUAUGCAACAAAAGCUGAGGCUGUUCGUUUAACUAGAAACAAACGCAGUCGUAGAUUACAUAACAUUUUGCGAAUCUGUGUGUCCUAUUUGAAGUAACAACUUUUUAAGUGUUGGCUACCAAACUGAUUUAUAAUUCAGUUUUACGCAACAUUGACUAAUAAAGAUGAUUCUGACACGGGCCUGAAAGGCUGAAGGCUGUAAAACCAAUUUAGAAGGAACUAAAAUGAUAACAAUUUUAUGUCACGAGUUGCGACAUCAUACAUCGUAAAAGUAUACAUAAUACAUCUAUAGUAAAAUGGCAUGAUAAUAUUAUAACAAAAUAAUUCAGAACUGCAAAUUUCCAUAUAUUUUAGCUUAAAAUAGCUGAAAGAUAGAAAGAUCUACUUGCUAAGCGUUGGUACAGUUUUCUUUCAAAAUUGAUCACUGCCGAGAAAAUAAAUUUCAACAACAGAAUUAUAUUAAGGAUAGUUCUGCACGUUUGGAUCGAUUUUUUUUCUACAAUGUAGAAUUUGAUUAAACUACGAUUUUUCAAAACUUCAGAAUAUACAUAGAAAAUUCGGCAAAUAAAAAGGAUAGGGUCGUGCGCUGCUAGACUGAUUUGAAAAGUUUGGACCUCGCGCAUUUUUUCAUAAUGGAAGUAUAUGGGAAAAUCAUAACUUUCAUGACAUUUUUGUGAAUAGAAAUUUUUCUAUAAUGUAGAUUUUGAUGAAACUUCUCAAAGUUGCAAAUAAACACAUGACAGAUAAUUUGGUUAAAUAACAUGUAUAGGUUCGUGUGCUUAUUUUUGAGAUAUCAGACUAUGAUUAAGGUGAACCGAAUAUUUCACGCUCAUUUUAAGACAUUAUUUUGAAUUAUUCAAUAUGUCAUAUGUUUUAAUAUCAUAUUUUGAGUUUAGAAAUAUAGUAACAGUGCCAUUUUUAUAAAUGUAGUAAUAGGUUGUCAUUAAUUCAUUAAAUGAUUUUAAUUUCCGUACGCCGAAUCCAGGCUUUAUUCUAUGUUUUCCGGAUACAUGACGUUACGCCAUCACUUCCGGUUUUUCAAACGUGCAGAAUUAAGAUUUUAAAAAGCCCGUUAUAAUGGUUCUGUAGAUUUUUUAAGAAUUAUGAAGAUUAUCGUUGAAUUAUUAAAAUGAUAGUAAACCUUAUCGUUUAACUUGCUUUUUUCUCACUACUGUCUAAUUUACGGGGAUAUUAUAUUUGCGUGUCACUGUUUUACCAUCUGACAGCUUGUUGAUGCCAGAAAGCCCGUGCAGUUGAACAGAUUCCAUUUUCUAUUCUAUUGAAUCAAUAGUAAUAAAUUGAGGUGGCUAGGCAACCGUUUCCCUUUUUGUUUGUUUCCAGUCGCUCGUGGAAACAAAUUGCAUUUAAUGACUAUUUUACUGUCCUUAACGGGACAUUAAUACAUAAAGUGUCGUGAAUGCAUGUAAUAAUUCUGCAUUUCUGCAUCAAGUGUAUUCGAAUUAACACAACUUUAUUUAGCACUGAGUAAAAUGAUAUUUUACGAGCUAGGCAAUUUAGAACGAAUGUCAUGUAUUGUAUUCAGAAAACGUUUUUAUGAUAUUCCGGAUAUAGCAUAAUAGCACUUCAAUAAUAUUCUACACAGUGACACAAAUUGAGAAUUAGAGUCUGAUUAUCAACGAAAAAAAAAAAGGUUGAGAAGAUGUAGUUACUUAGUAAGCUAACUUUUAUAACAAAGUAUUUUUGGCGGAGAUCUGUUCAAGGCUGAACAUUGAAAGUGAAUAGCAGAAAAAAAAAUCUUAAAAUGUUAUCACAAGAACCUAUUGUGUUAAGCGUAAAAUAUUUGAAUGUUUGUAUUGAGAAUGAAAAUCCACGAAGCUAUCUAUUAUCAGUACAGAGAAAGUAAUGUUAGCAGUCAUAACUGUAUCUAAAGUUUUCGUCUGGGCGUUAAGUCUAGUCAAAGCUGAGAUUUGUAUUUCGUUGUUAAAAUGUUAGCACUUAUGCCGAUGAUGAAUUACUCUGUAAUAAGAAUCAGUGUCUUCAUUAAUACUUUAAAGCACCAGUUAUAUCUUCUAAUGUAUUUUAAUAUUUUGUUAAACAUUUCGUUCAUCGUCUUUUCAUUUGAAGUUCUUUUAUCAAUUGUUAAAACAAGAUAAAAAAAAAUUCAGAAUAGUGAAUAAAAAGUUA
This is a messenger RNA of Mercenaria mercenaria, 5352 nucleotides long. RefSeq names its product LHFPL tetraspan subfamily member 6 protein-like. The transcript is spliced from 5 exons. The record is from RefSeq and is a predicted model, not a curated record. Bases 1010 to 1639 code for a protein of 209 amino acids. Lineage: Eukaryota; Metazoa; Mollusca; Bivalvia; Venerida; Veneridae. Gene Ontology annotation, cellular component: membrane.